AUGCCAUUAUACAUUUAUACUAGAAAUGCAAAAAGAUACGUGUACAUUUGGCUCCGUGAACAAGCGGUAGAACAUGAAUCAUGCAAUGAUGGUGCUAUAUAUUCACGUAUUGCUAGGCUUUGUCGAUCAGAUCAUGGUGGCCCAAGGCCUUAUUCAAAUGAAUGGACAUCAUUUGUAAAAGCUCGAUUAAAUUGUUCCAUACCAGGCCAUUAUCCGUUUUACUUUGAUCAAAUAGAAGCUAUUGCACCACCAGUAAAUAGUCUUCACUUAUCAGAAAUGAAACAAUUAGUCUAUGCGGUAUUUCGUAGUCCAUUAGCUGGUAUCUCCUCAUCAGCUAUUUGUGCUUUUGAUAUUCAACAAAUUAACGAUGUUUUCUCGGAAUCAAAAUAUGGUGAUCGGAAUAAUUUACAAUCACUAUGGAUGAAUGCAGUUUAUAGUGGUACUUCAAAAUAUCGACCUGGUAAAUGCACAAACAAUUCUCGUUUGUUACCCGAAAAAGCGGUAGCAUUUGCCCGAGCUAAUCCAUUAAUGAAUGAAGCUAUACCGAAUUAUUUUGGUGCACCAAUUGCGAUACAUACGGGUUUGGAUCAUUUUACACAGAUUGUCAUUGAUGCUCAGGUGAAAGCAGUUGAUGGACAUUUGUAUGAUGUUAUAUUUAUUGGUACCGAUCAAGGUAAUAUUUUCAAAAUGGUGAAUUUAGCUGGUACCACAGCCACCACAAAGCAACCAUCUCAUCAUAUUUACACAUUUCAAAUUACUAAUGAACCAAUUCGAAAUAUGAUGUUAUAUCAAGGAAAUACAAAUGAUUUAUCCAUAGAACGAUAUCUUAUAGCUGUUAGUGAACGAUCCGUUUCACGUGUUCCUCUUGCGCAAUGUAAUCGUUUUGAUACGUGUAGCGCUUGUGUCGCCUUACGUGAUCCACAUUGCGCAUGGGAUUUAGAAGCUAAGAAAUGUAUACUGCUAAAUGAUGAUAUAAAUGGGAUAUAUGAACAAGAAAUUAUAACAGGACAAGCAAAUGGUUGUGGUACUUUUACUGAACUUCAACAUUUCUUCAACUUUGAUAUUAUACCAUCAAUCAUUGUUGAAAAUGAAGAACCUUUACAAGAUGUAUCAUAUACUCUUCCAUCAUCGAAUUUACCAACAAUGAAUAAAAAUUGUUCAUGUGAAGAGAGAACAUUAAUUCCGGCUUGUGCUUCCAGUAGUAAUUUAGCUUCAUUCCGUAUUACAGCCGGAAAGUCUUCGUCAUGUCCAUCAUUUAGUACCACUACUCCUCAACCUGUUUAUGGUACCAGAUUAUCAUCACCAUCGUUAAGUAUUAUCAAUGCAUAUGAAUCAAUAUCAAAAUUUAGCGGAGCUAUACCACUACGAUCUGAUUCACCCAUAUCACUUGUGGUGGAAGACUUGUCACAUUCAUCAUCAUUUGUGGACAAAUUAAAGCAACCGAAAAAUCAUCCGCCCAAUCAAAUUUAUUUGUAG
This is a messenger RNA of Loa loa (African eye worm), 1476 nucleotides long. RefSeq lists its product as hypothetical. Gene Ontology annotation, molecular function: chemorepellent activity; semaphorin receptor binding. The record is from RefSeq and is a predicted model, not a curated record. The transcript is spliced from 11 exons. The coding region runs from base 1 to 1476 and encodes 491 amino acids. Gene Ontology annotation, biological process: negative chemotaxis; axon guidance; positive regulation of cell migration. NCBI's taxonomy places the organism in Eukaryota, Metazoa, Nematoda, Chromadorea, Rhabditida, Onchocercidae.